UUUAUGAAUAGUUUAUCAUUUCUAGAGAGAGGAGAUUUAGUUGGGGAUUCUCUCUCUCUGGCUGCGCUAGCUGACCUACCUGAACCUGCAAUGUCGUCUUCAAAUCGCUCUCUCAAGGAGGUUGGUAAGAAGAGUGGAGGUAAAACAGAUUGCUCUCUCAAUGAGGUUGCAUUAGGGGACAUAAUAUGGAUUAAAUCACGUCGUUUAUCAUGGUGGCCUGCACAGGUUGCUGAUCCGAGUGCUGUGAGCAAGAACAAGAAACCUAGGAAAAAAUCCAGCAGUCAAGUCCUUGUUCGAAUCUACGGAAGUUAUAUAUACAAGUAUGUGGAUCCCGUGAUAUGCCGCUCAGAAUUCAAGAAGAUACUUGAUCAAAAUAAUGGUAGCUACAGCAGUAUCUUUGAGAAAAAUUUAGAACGGGAUAUGUGUCGCAGCCAAUCUGGCAUCACAAAGAGGAAAGUGUCAAGUUCUAAAGACAAGAAGACUCAAACAACUGAAGCUGCAACGCCAAAGAAAAUCAAACCAAAUGAUUUCAGUCCUUCAACUGAUAUGGGUCGCAGCCAAUCUGGAAGCAGAAAGAGGAAAGUGACAAGUUCUAAAGACAAGAAGACUCAAACAACUGAAGCUGCAACGCCAAAGAAAAUCAAACCAAAUGAUUUCAGUCCUUCAACUGAUAUGGGUCGCAGCCAAUCUGGAAGCAGAAAGAGGAAAGUGACCAGUUCUAAAGACAAGAAGACUCAAACAACUAAAGCUGCUACACCAAAGAAAAUCAAGCCAAAUGAUUUUAGCCCUUCAAAUGAUAUGGAUCACAGCAAAUCUGGCAGCAGAAAGAGGAAAGUUUCAAGUUCUAAAGACAAGAAGACUCAAAUAACCGAAGCUGCAACACCAAAGAAAAUCAAGCCAAAUGAUUUUAACCCUUCAAAUGAUAUGGGUCGCAGCCAAUCUGGCGGCAAAAAGAGGAAACUGUCCAAUUCUAAAGACAAGAAGACUGCAGCACCUAAGAAACUCAAGCCAAAUGAUAUUAGUCCUUCAACUGGAAAUUCAUUGGCUGAAAAAUCACAAGGUGUAAGUGCAAGAAGGAUUAAGAUAAUGCAGUCGCUAGGAUUGAUUGCUCCUUUAGGAUCUCCAUUCAGCAAGGUUUAAGAUGAAUUUUAGGAGAAAGUUGUGUUCUUGACGAUGAUACAUGAUGGUACUUCUUUUUUAAGGUUUCUUCCUUUAGAGAAGUGUAACAGUUUAUGUAAUGGGUGUUUAUUAUUAUUCCUGAAAAACUAGAUCAGGUUGUGCUCAACUGCACAAGGAUUUGUUAGGGUUUUAAAUAGCAGAUUCAGAUUAUUUUUUUUAAAUGUGGAAAUUUUGUUAAAAGAUAGAGACAAAUACUUUUCAAAUAAAU
Messenger RNA from Impatiens glandulifera, 1387 nucleotides. RefSeq names its product DNA (cytosine-5)-methyltransferase 3B-like. The record is from RefSeq and is a predicted model, not a curated record. Lineage: Eukaryota; Viridiplantae; Streptophyta; Magnoliopsida; Ericales; Balsaminaceae. Bases 4 to 1140 code for a protein of 378 amino acids. The transcript is spliced from 16 exons.